CCCCUACCUGAACCGAGGGACAAAAAACGUUGAUAGCUAACGUACGAAACCAGAGGGCAGUACACGAUUCGAUGGCGCGACCAUGCCCGUGAGCAAUCUCCCAACUCAUCUCUGAGUGCUAUUUAUGUUUCAUGUAAUUUCAAUUCAGUUUUAGGCAUUGUAUUUUAUUAUUUGUAACAGUGUAAUACCCGUGACACUGGACGGAAAAAGGCGAUCAAAAUUCAGCUGAAAUACAAAUAAAAAUUUAUAAUUUCGAUAGAUUUGUGACAUGGAUCAUUCCCAUCCAGUAUCACCGAUCCUUAAAUCUUCGAUUGGGAAACGUUCAUGUAAUUCUCCAAUUUUGGAUAUUCGAGGAGAGGUUGCAAAGAAAAGAAUUAAAAGUUUUUCAUGUACCACAAGUGACUUUGAAAAUGAAAUUAAAACUUCGUCUACUCUUUUGUCGGCUAGCGUGAAAAAAGGUCCACAUUCACCAGAUAGUUUAGACACCUGCAGUGAAACCAAUAAAAUGUUAAGUCAGAGCUUUAUGAAAUUAUUCGAUUCCAAUGGAGGGGAACGAGACAAUAGUCGAAAAAAAGUAGAAACGGUAUUUGAGAGUAUACAUUACUUCGUUCCUGCGCAUCCUAGGUAUCCUCCGAUAAGUAUAGAAAAUGAUUCUAAUCCCAUAAAAUUUGAUGGAUUGGAUGGUAAUUCCGCGAGUAGAACGAUUCUUAAAGAUGUCGAUGUUGAAAUCGAGAAGCCUUCUGCUCCCUUACAUCGCUCCCCAGUAAUGACAAUGGAACGAUUAAAAUAUGACUCGGCAUACAGCGCCGCGGAUAAGUGUGGUUGUAGUGUAAACGGUCACCCUAAAACUUUAAACAAAGUUACCGAUGAUAUAGGGAACUAUAACUAUGCUUAUGAGCCCCAAAUUUUAUUUUCGGCGAAGGCAUUACUACGCAUUUGCAACGAUUAUUUAAACGUGAAGGAAAUAAACGUUGCAACGGUGAAGAAUAUUUCUAAUACCGAUCGAACCGUUUUUCCUUUUAUUAACGUAUUCCAUAAGAAUAAUCCGGAGAGUAACAAAAAAUAUUCUAAAGCAAUUAUCAAGUCGGAUAUGCUUUUACCUGUAACUAAGAAAAAACAAAUUUGUCUGUCUUCCACAAACUUUGGGCAACGAAAAAGAAGACCAAAGAGAGUUGUUCUUCUUAAUCUAUUAUAGAAAUAAUGAUGCAUCGAGGCUUCAGGCUUUAUUGAAGAAUCAAUUGUCGUUUUUGCGUUUAUGGCAAUAUCAAAUAUCUCAUACCCCGUCUAUGGAAUCUUCGUGUACCAGAUAUGUUUUGAUGACUAUAUAUGCAGUAUCUACUGAAUUUAGUAGGCAAUUUUUAGAGUGUUUUGUGGUGAAAGAUUCAUGGAAUUUGUUAACUGACCCAACCAUUCUGUACUGCUACGGAGAGAAAAUGACCACGUAUGCCAGAAAGAUUUAUAAGAGCAGAAUUAUAAUAUUAAUUGCAAACCCUUCUGUGGCUCAUGUGGUUCCUGCAAAUUCUGGUAGUUUUCUCAAGUUAUACCCCCCAUGGAAAGUCAUAAAUUGGGAUGAAUGUGUUUUAAGUGCUCAGCAUUUUGACAUCCAUUUUUAAGAAAAAAAGAGUUCUUGAAAAGAAAUUUAUGACAAUGAUGAAGCUCAGAAAGUAUUUUAACGCAUUCAAAUAAACAUGAAUUUAACAAC
Orussus abietinus is the source of this 1702-nucleotide messenger RNA. RefSeq lists its product as uncharacterized. Lineage: Eukaryota; Metazoa; Arthropoda; Insecta; Hymenoptera; Orussidae. The transcript is spliced from 3 exons. The record is from RefSeq and is a predicted model, not a curated record. The coding region runs from base 269 to 1195 and encodes 308 amino acids.